Messenger RNA from Cryptomeria japonica (Japanese cedar), 2354 nucleotides. Its product is annotated as histone-lysine N-methyltransferase ASHH1. The record is from RefSeq and is a predicted model, not a curated record. Gene Ontology annotation, molecular function: protein binding; histone H3K36 methyltransferase activity. The transcript has 11 exons. Bases 231 to 1940 code for a protein of 569 amino acids. NCBI's taxonomy places the organism in Eukaryota, Viridiplantae, Streptophyta, Pinopsida, Cupressales, Cupressaceae. Gene Ontology annotation, cellular component: chromatin; nucleus. Gene Ontology annotation, biological process: regulation of DNA-templated transcription.
GUAAGGUAGUUUGUUCAAAUGUCUUCGACUUCAAUUUCGUUUCCUUAAGAAAUUUUUAGGGAAACGAAGCGGAUGAUACGUAAAUUCAUUUAACCUGGAAUUUGUAUAUAUAUUUUACAGAUACACGCUGGGUAUAUAUACAUUUUUUAUUUGCAUUCUUGCACUCAAGCGGCUGUGUUUGAGGAGAUAUAAGACAUUGCCUGGCCUGUGCCAUUAAUUUAGUGGUGUAAAUGGGGAAGAUUCUGCAGCAAGAUAAGCCGCGGAGGCCAAAUACUGGUCCGCGCUCCGCCAGAAGAGGAUCAAGAAGGUCAAAACAACCAUUGACAGUCCCAGCUUCAAAUAACAGCGAGAUACCUCUGCAGGAACAGGCAGCAGAAGCUCCCCCAUUUUACAUACACAUCGAAUGUAAUGGUUUUCUUCAUCGUGGGCACAAGAAACAGAAGGAAGAGGAUAUCCCUGUGUGUGUUUGCAAAUACAUACCUGAUGAUUCUGAGAGCAUGUGUGGAGAGAGGUGCCUAAAUGUAUUGACGUCUACAGAAUGUACUCCUGGGCAUUGCCCUUGUGGAGAUCACUGCAAAAACCAGCGGUUCCAAAACUGUGAAUAUGUAAAGUCAAAGUUAUUCAAGACAGAUGGCCGAGGGUGGGGACUAAUGGCAGAUCAAGAUAUUAAGGCUGGCCAAUUUAUUAUAGAAUACUGUGGUGAAGUAAUUUCUUGCAAAGAGGCAAGGAGGAGAUCUCAGGCUUAUGAAGCAGCAGGUUUAAGAGAUGCAUUUAUCAUAUCUCUUGAUAGGUUUGAAUCAAUUGAUGCCACAAGAAAGGGUAGCUUUGCUCGAUUCAUUAACCAUUCAUGUGAACCGAAUUGUGAAACUCGAAAGUGGACGGUGCUUGGAGAAAUCAGGGUUGGAAUUUUUGCAAAACAGGACAUCCAUUGUGGGACAGAGUUAGCCUAUGAUUACAACUUUGAGUGGUAUGGUGGUGCGAAGGUCCGAUGUAGAUGUGGAGCACCAUCUUGUUAUGGAUUUCUCGGGGCCAAGUCUCGUGGUUUCCAGAAUGAUGCCUAUCUUUGGGAGGAUAAUGAUGAAAGAUACUCUGUAGAGAAUGUCCCACUAUAUGACUCUGAUGAGGAUGAACCACUCUCCAAUUUCUUGAAACGGGCUAAAGUGUGCAAGAAACUAAAAAUUGCAGCUACAAAGCAACAUAAUACCUCACAGGUUGCAAGCUCAAUACAGACAAAUGGCAUGGACCCCAUUUUGUUGACUGCCCCUGAUCAGAAAGAUGACAAAUCUUCUGAUGUCUCAGCAAUUAAAGAUAAGUCAACAUUAUUGGAUUUAGCAGAAAUUGCUAUAUGGGAUGAGAAGCAAGAAAUGGGCAUUGUUGAUUUAGAUCAGAAGGCACCAGCUUUGGAAAGGGAGGGAACAAUCAAAUGCACACCUGAAGCAACAGAAGCUGAUAAUGUAAAUGGUGAACUGUGUCCUGCGAGUAAUGAUGCAACAGUAUCUGAAAAUGAAUCAGUCAAGACAAUUUUUAAUAACCAUUUAAAUCCACUGAUUGUCUCACCAAAUAAGAAUUCUCUUUGCUUUUCAUGCCAGAAAUCAAAACAUCUUAUCAGCAAAAGGGUCAAUGCUGAUUUCAUUAGUCAGAUUUUACCAUCAAAGGAAGCUCGUGAUGAACUUUUGGCAGCACAGGAAACAAAGAUUGCUAAAGCAGCAGAAUUGAAUUCUUUUUAUGACCGAAUAAGGCCCGCGAUUCAGGACCAUGGGAAGGAUGGUCAAGAUAGUGUGCCAACCAGUUUUGCAGAGGAGUGGAUCAAGGUAUCUUGUGAACACCUAAAAGCUCAAUUUGAUGUUCACUUUAAAGUUGUAAAACAUAUGUCAGACAAUGUUUGUGAUCUAAAGAAUGGAGAUCUCAACUUGGAAGGAGACAAAUCAAAACUUUUUUAACAGGGUUGACCAGCCAUUUGUUCAUUUAUACCCCAAGUGAGCGUUGUAUAACAGCAAGAUGAUGGAAAGCAAGGGUCAUGAAUUGACCAGUCCAUAGGACUGAUGAUAUUAUGUUAUUUUAGAAAGACCCUUCGCUAUAUAAAAUCUUGUUUGCGAGAAGCAGACACAAAUGCUGCAUAUUAUUCAUUGCAUAAUUCAUUGCAUAUUCAUGUCCUCAAUUUCAAUGAGGAUUCCUGUAACAAUGUAAUUUUUUGCGGUUUUGACAUUGUAAUUUUUUGUGGUAGAUGCUAAGCAUCUCCAUUCUUCUGUUCAUACAGAAGGUCUGGAUAUCAGAAUGGUUCACAACAGAUAUUGUGGCCAUAUUUAACAAAUUUAUCCUAGCAAUACAAAGGAGAUCUGCUCAAGCUUUGCCAA